GUAUAAUAAGUUCAUUAAAGCAAACUCUGUGUUCUCAUUUUACUGUGAGAUGUCAAAGUUAUGUCAAAACAAAAAAAAAACAGUUUUUAUAACCUAAAAGCGUAGGCUCAAACAGCUUUCCUGAGAAGGAGAAAUUGUUUUUCAACUUUAAUGGCAAAAGGAAAGGAAGAUGAUGAUAUGCCUGCAGAAUUUUCAGUUGAGAAGAUACUUGACAAGAGAACAAGAAACGGAAAAAUUGAGUAUUUACUGAAAUGGAAAGGUUAUAAAGACGAGGAUAAUACUUGGGAGCCUGAAGAAAAUCUCGAUUGUCCUGAUCUAAUUUCAACAUAUGAAUCACAGUUUCAGAACAUUGUAACCAACAUGGUUGAUGAUAGUGAUAAAAGUAAUAAACGUAAGAGUAUUGCGGAGGAUAAUAGACUAAGGGGAUUUGAUAGAGGACUUGAACCAGAUAAAAUCGUUGGAGCUACAGAUGUUAGUGGUGAAUUCAUGUUUCUAAUGAUGUGGAAAAACUGUAAAGAAGCAGAUUUAGUGGCAGCAAGAGUUGCAAAUGCUAGAUGCCCAGAAAUAGUUAUAAAAUAUUACGAAAGUAAACAAAUGUGGUAUUGUAAGCCCAAUGUUAUUGAAAUUGAUUAGAUUAGAUACAUAUAUUGUAACUUUUGUGAAGAAAAAAUUCAAUAUUUCUUCAAAUGGAAAAUCAUUAUGACAUCUGGUAGUCUUGGUUUUGAAUUUUUCUAUAAUUAAUUUCUCGAAAAAAACAGUUAUUUUAUAUUUUGUGCUUUUAUGUGUAAUGAUUUAUUGUUUGACACUGUCGUAUUCUGAUAGUAAUGAUGAAAUUUCCGUCUAUUAUUUUAAAUAUUCAGAAUUUGAAUUUGUUGAUUGAGAGGAAUAAUAAUUUAAUAUGAUUUGCA
Harmonia axyridis is the source of this 908-nucleotide messenger RNA. RefSeq names its product chromobox protein homolog 1-like. The record is from RefSeq and is a predicted model, not a curated record. Gene Ontology annotation, cellular component: nucleus; pericentric heterochromatin. Bases 151 to 633 code for a protein of 160 amino acids. The transcript is spliced from 3 exons. Gene Ontology annotation, molecular function: chromatin binding. Gene Ontology annotation, biological process: negative regulation of transcription by RNA polymerase II; chromatin organization. NCBI's taxonomy places the organism in Eukaryota, Metazoa, Arthropoda, Insecta, Coleoptera, Coccinellidae.